AUGCCUCAGCUCAAUCCAGACCCCUGAUUUGUUAUCCUAAUUUUCACAUGAACUGUUUUCCUGACAAUUUUGCCAAAUAAGAUUACUUUUUAUAAAAUUCCAAACGAGCCAUUAAACUCAGACCCAUUAGGCUCCAAUAUAGACACCUGAUCCUGACCAUGAUACUAA
Messenger RNA from Erpetoichthys calabaricus (reedfish), 168 nucleotides. The record is from the annotation of a RefSeq genome assembly. NCBI's taxonomy places the organism in Eukaryota, Metazoa, Chordata, Cladistia, Polypteriformes, Polypteridae.